Molecule: messenger RNA, 2527 nt
Organism: Bicyclus anynana (squinting bush brown)
Lineage: Eukaryota; Metazoa; Arthropoda; Insecta; Lepidoptera; Nymphalidae
Product: dynein intermediate chain 2, ciliary
Exons: 17
Coding region: 1-2238 (745 amino acids)
Biological process (GO): cilium movement; outer dynein arm assembly
Cellular component (GO): outer dynein arm
Molecular function (GO): dynein light chain binding; dynein heavy chain binding
Source: RefSeq, a predicted model, not a curated record
AUGUCAUCUGCCUCGUCCUCAGAUUGUGAAGACAAAGACACUGCUACUAAGUCGCGAGGCAAUCUCCAGGAUGAGGAGGGUUUAGAUUGGCUGAAGCCACGUACACUUUUAGUUCCUGAUGACCAAGAAGAUGUUCCAGACGCGGAUCUGGAAGAAGAAAUUGGUCGCAUUCUAACGACCAUCAACCCACAAUGGGUCGCAGAUGAGGUUGCCUAUCAUUACGGACAAGCCAAAUUCGUUGUGAAACCCAAACCAACUUUUGGAAAAGCAUAUCCUCUAUACGUCUACCAAGGAACUGCUAUACGGAAGGAUUCUGAUGAAGCAAAAGCCCAAAUAGCAGCUGGCUACGGUAAAGUUGGGUUUGAUGACGCUGGGCCCAAAAGAGCUAAGGUCAAAAAGUCUACUACUGAAAUGGAGGAAGAAGAAGAGCCUGAAGCUGAACCUCCACCACAGGAAGAAGUUAAAGAGGAGGAGGCACCUGAUGAAGAAAAGGCCAAAGAAGAGGGUGGCGAAGACCAAGAAGGAGGUCAGGCUGAUGCUGCGGCUGAUGAAGAAACAGAAGCUGUUGCUGAUGAAGGAGCCGCAGAGGAACAAGUACCUGAGGAUGCAGGUGAAGCUGGUGAAACACACGUAGAAGAAGUUCUCGAGAUAAAACCGCGAGUUAAAAAGCUUGCCAAUCAGUUCAACUUCUGCGAAAGAGCCGCAUUAACUUACAAUUUCCCUAGAAGGUCUGUCGACACACAAACGGUUCCACCGCCACGGGCAAAUUAUGGUGCUACCUGCCUUCAGAGUAUAAUAUUUGAUUUCUAUCAAGAAGAUUACGCUAGAAAACAGCGUGAAAAAGAAGAAGAAAAACCAAAAAGGUUGCGUAAGAAAACAGCUAAGCAUGUCAAAUCGGCACAACAAAUUCACGAUGAGCAACUUGCUCAACGUAUCCGUGAAGCGUGGACGAUUCUCGAAAGAUUGGUCAAUCAAAAUAUUUACGAUGAGAUUGCACAAGAUUACAGAUAUUGGGACGAUCCAUCCGACGAGUUUCGUGAGGGCAUGGGAUCGUUGCUGCCACUGUGGAAGUUUCAGUUUGAACCCAUGCGUAGUCAUGCUGUUUGUGACGUGCAGUGGAAUCCUCAUUACCAGGAUUUGUUCGCAGUUGCCUAUGGUUCUUUGGAUUUUACUCAACAGCAAAAAGAAGGAUGUCUAUGCCUCUACAGUAUCAAGAAUCCCGCGUUCCCAGAGUACUCCGUGAUUACUGAUUCCCCUAUCAUAUGUCUGGAUGUUUAUAAAGAAACACCUUAUCUUAUUUGCAUUGGUCGCUAUGAUGGCAAUGUAUGCGUAUACAAUGCACAAUUAACAUUGGAAUCUUCAUAUCAAUACAAGUCUGAUUCUGUGAGGGAUAAACACAGCAAUAUUGUAUGGGAAAUUAAAUGGGGUGCACGUAUGAUCGAUGGCGAGGCAUCGUUCUUUUCAAUAUCUGGAGACGGUCGCGUGGUGCAAUGGGCAGUGAUGCCGGGAGAGCUGCAGGCCACGACUAUUAUCACGCUUCACUCCAGUGUGCCACCCAUCCCUGGCCCGGAUGGCACUUUGCUCACUGUUAACAGCUGCGGCAGCUGUAUCUGCUUCCACCCGGAGAAGGCGGACAUCUUCAUGGUGGGCACGGAGGACGGGAUGAUUCACACGUGCUCGCUCAAGUACAACCGGAACUACGUGCGCUCCGUGCAGGGCCACCACAUGCCCGUGUACAGGAUACAUUACAACAACUACAACAACACCAUCUACGCGUCUUGCUCUGGUGACUGGCGGGUGAAGAUUUGGGAGGACGGACGAGACGAGCCGCUGUUCAUGUUUGAAUUGGGAUCACCAGUCGGCGACGUGAAGUGGGCGCCUUACUCCAGCACAGUGUUCGCCGCCUGCACAGCUGAUGGAAAGGUGUAUGUUUAUGACUUGAACGUGAACAAGUAUCGGCCGAUAUGCGUGCAAGCAGUGGUCUCCAAGAAGACCAAAAAGCUAACCAGAGUCGACUUCAACCCCCGACUGCCGGUCAUUGUUUGUGGAGACACCAAAGGUACCUGUCACGUAGUAAAAUUAUCGCCCAAUUUGAGAGUCAUGUGCAAACCACCUAAGAAGGCACAAGUAUCGGAUCAAAGAACUUUACAGAUUAUGAAACUUGACAAACUGCUGAGUUUAGUGCGUGACCCACCAUUCCAAACAGGAGUAGUUGACGAGAAAUUUGAUGACGACUAAAUAUAAAUAAAUAUAAUUAAAUUAACAUCAUUAAAUAAAAUGUAAUCAUGUUUAAUUAUUUUAUUUUAUUUGGUAGUAGACAUUACAAUACUCGUGUAUUUUAUUGAAUAUUUCUAAAUAAAACGAAAUAUUUAUUGUUAAUUUUGUUUUAUUAAUUAAUAAAGCUUUAAAAUAAAUUGCUUCAUAAAUAUUUUAUUCAUAAUAUUAGGUAUUAUAAAGGCAUAUUGUUGUGUAACGUAUUAUAUAUUAUUUUCAGACAGAAUAUACUUAACUACUUAUUGAUUUAUUU